AUGUUCGGGGGAUUCUUCGGGGGCCCUGGCGGCGGCGACGGCGUGUUCGAGGCCCGGUACCGCUGCUACCCAGUGAGCUUCUGCGACAAACCAGAACUUGAGGGAGGAGACAAGGUGAUCCUGCCCACGUCGGCGCUGGACCGGCUCGCGUCCCUGCACAUCCAGUACCCGAUGCUCUUCGAGAUCACGAACGCGAACGCCGGCACGCGGACGCACGGCGGCGUCAUGGAGUUCAGCGCCGAGGAAGGAAUGGUCUUCAUGCCCUACUGGAUGAUGCAGAACCUGCUCGUCCAGGAGGGCCAGGUGGUGAAGUUCCGGUCGGCGUCGCUGCGCAAGGGCACUUUCUGCAAGCUGCAGCCGCACACGUCCGACUUCCUCGACAUCUCCGACCACAAGGCCGUCCUCGAGACCUGCCUCCGGAACUACUCCUGCCUCACGCGUGGCGACACGAUCAUGAUCCCGUAUAAUGGGAAGAACUUUUACAUUGACAUCAAGGACACGCGGCCAGACGAAGCCAUCUGCGUCAUCGAGACGGACGUCCAGGUCGACUUCGAGGCCCCGAAGGACUACAAGGAGCCCGAGCGCAAGCCCCCGGCCGCCGCCGUCGACGACGCUGCGAUCGCAGCUGCGCUGGACGCUGCCAAGGCCGCCAACGGCGCCGAGGCCGCGGAGGAGCCCGCGGCCCCGUCGUUCACGCCGUUCGCGGGCGGAGGGUACAAGCUGGGUAGCGGGAAGAAGGUCGAGGGCGUCGCACCGCCGCCGCCGCCGCCGUCGAGCACUGGUGCGGUGGCGGGGUCGAGCGGGGGGCCGUCGCGGGAGGCGAGCACGGGCGCAGCUAGCGUCGGGGGCGUCAAGGCGGGGAAGGUCAUCAGCGGGGGGCUCGCGGGGAACCGGUUGGCGGCGAUGCGGGCAGCGGCGGAGCGCAGGGCUGCGGGGGGCGGUGCGGCUGCGGCGGCGCCAGCCAAGGAGGAGAAGAAGGAGGAGGAGCCCAAGGUGAAGCCGUUCGCGGGGAAGGGCUACUCGUUGAAGGGGUGA
Molecule: messenger RNA, 1035 nt
Organism: Pedinophyceae sp. YPF-701
Lineage: Eukaryota; Viridiplantae; Chlorophyta; Pedinophyceae
Source: the annotation of a GenBank genome assembly